UUCGUCUGCCUUUCGCCCGUAGUUAGCUGGGAUAGGCUCCAGCGACUCUUGUGAGGAUAAGCGGCUCGGAAAAUCGAUUAAUGUGUGAAUGAGGAAGCACUUGAAUGAUUUCUUAAAUGAACGAAUCUUUGUAAUGGACUGAUUCUAAUGAUUCAGUACACUCAAAAGCACUGUCGAGGCCAUCACUAGUGUUCGGAUAUUUCCGAUAGUUAUGAACGCGUCCUUCCUGACACAGUGAAGCAGGAGAUCGUCGCGCACGUAAAGUAACCUCCGGUCCUCAUCUUCAAGCCUUGCGUGACGUCAUGCUGCCUUUCGCAACCGGGCUCGAUGGAAGAAACGUGGAGUUGGAUGUGUGAAAGGAAAUUCACGUUUUACUAACAUCAGUAACUAUCGUCGCUCUUAGAGUAAUUUUGACUUUUGAAAUCUCAUCGUGUCUCCACUGUCUCUCCAGGUUUCCAAACAGAGCUAGCCACAGAGGUUUUGAGGGUUGCUCACGAGUGUCAGGUUGUCAAUAAUGGAGUACAUGCAGUCUACCACCACAAGCACUCAGGGAAAUAUUCUGUGCUGCACUUGUGGUGUCCCAAUUCCUCCGAACCCAGCCAACAUGUGCGUGGCUUGUCUGCGCACUCAGGUGGACAUCUCUGAAGGAAUUCCUAAACAAGUUACAGUGCAUUUCUGUAAGCAGUGUGAAAGGUACUUGCAGCCUCCUGCCACAUGGGUACAGUGUGCUCUGGAGUCCAGGGAGUUGCUCGCCCUUUGUCUGAAAAAACUUAAAGGCUCUAUGACAAAAGUGCGUCUUAUUGAUGCUGGCUUCUUGUGGACAGAGCCUCACUCCAAAAGGAUUAAGAUGAAACUCACCAUACAGAAAGAAGUGAUGAACGGUGCCAUUUUACAGCAAGUCUUUGUGGUGGAGUUUGUCAUCCAGCCUCAAAUGUGUGAUGACUGCCAUCGUGUGGAGGCGAAAGACUUUUGGAAGGCUGUGGUCCAAGUGAGGCAGAAGACUUCCCACAAAAAGACAUUCUACUAUCUGGAGCAGCUAAUCCUCAAACACAAGCUCCACCAGAAUGCCCUCAACAUCAAAGAAAUUCAUGAGGGCAUCGAUUUCUACUACGGCUCCAAGCAGCAUGCUCAGAAGAUGGUCGACUUCCUCCAAUGCACUGUGCCCUGCAGGUCAAAGAUGUCACAGCGCCUCAUCUCUCACGACAUCCACUCAAACACUUACAACUACAAGAGUACCUACUCUAUGGAGAUAGUACCUGUUUGUAAGGACAACGUCGUCUGCCUGUCACCACGGUUGGCGCAGAGCCUGGGAAACAUGGGACAAGUGUGCGUGUGCAUCCGUGUCACCAGUACCCUCCACCUCAUUGACCCAAACACCUUGCAGAUUGCUGAGGUUGAUGGGAGCACAUACUGGCGCCAUCCCUUUAGCAGCCUCUGUAACCCACGGCAACUGGAGGAGUUUAUCGUUAUGGAUAUUGACAUCAUCAGAGACCAGAAACUGGCUGCUGGAGCCGGCAUGCGAUCCAAUAAGCACACCCUGGCUGAGUUGUGGGUGCAGAAGACAUCAGAGAUGGACACCUGCCAGCAAUACCACUGCCGCACAUUCUUGGGCCAUCUGCUCAACAUUGGAGACUUGGUGAUGGGGUUUGACUUUGCCAAUUCCAAUGUCAACGACGAGUUCUUGAAUAAGAUGAACCCUCAUCAUGUACCAGAUGUAGUGCUAAUCAAGAAGAGCUAUGACCGCAGUCGCAGAGUGAGACGCAGGAACUGGAAACUGCAGGAGAUGGCCAGAGACAAAGAGGGCAUGGACACAGAUGAUGAGCGGCAAUACCAGGACUUCCUGGAGGACUUGGAGGAGGAUGAGGCUCUGAGGAAGAACGUGAACAUCUUCAGAGACGCUUCAAAGAUCCCAGUGGAGAGCGAUACCGAUGAUGACGGCGCACCACGUAUCUCCUUGGCAGAAAUGCUGGAGGAGCUCAGCCUCUCGGACGCCACAGGCGGGGAGGGGGCCGACAUGAUCGAGUAGACAAAGCCACACCACAAGAGCUCAACUAAAACGUCUCAUUUGGCAGCAGAUUGAGAUCUGAUUGAAGCAGAUUCGGAUCGGUAUCAUGCAGUUUAUUGGUAUUUUAUUUAGUUUUUUCCUGCUCCAGUCAUGUAAUAUUUUGAAUGAGAGAGCUAACAAAUGUCAAAAAUAAAAAUUCAUCCAUAUGCGAACUA
Molecule: messenger RNA, 2220 nt
Organism: Syngnathoides biaculeatus (alligator pipefish)
Lineage: Eukaryota; Metazoa; Chordata; Actinopteri; Syngnathiformes; Syngnathidae
Gene: nmd3
Product: NMD3 ribosome export adaptor
Exons: 17
Coding region: 515-2026 (503 amino acids)
Biological process (GO): ribosomal large subunit export from nucleus
Cellular component (GO): cytoplasm; nucleus
Molecular function (GO): ribosomal large subunit binding
Source: RefSeq, a predicted model, not a curated record